Molecule: messenger RNA, 939 nt
Organism: Camelina sativa (false flax)
Lineage: Eukaryota; Viridiplantae; Streptophyta; Magnoliopsida; Brassicales; Brassicaceae
Source: RefSeq, a predicted model, not a curated record
UACACACACACACACACAAAAAAGGGAGAGAAAAGUUCGAUAAUUUUGAAGUUGUAGAAAUGGAAUGGAGAGAAUGUUAUUUAGAUGUGAUCUUGGUGCCGCUAGGGCUAAUGGUAUAUGCAGCGUACCAUGUUUACUUGUGGCACAAGUUACGCACGCAGCCUCUCACCACCAUCAUUGGGACUAACGCUAGAGCACGCCGUUUCUGGGUCGCUUCCAUCAUAAAGGACAACGACAAGAAGAACAUCUUGGCCGUUCAAACGCUGAGAAACUGCAUAAUGGGGUCGACUUUAAUGGCAACAACAUCGAUCCUGCUCUGUGCGGGUCUAGCUGCAGUUAUAAGCAGCACAUACGCUGUGAAGAAGCCUCUAAACGACGCCAUUUUUGGAGCUCGCGGAGAGUUUAUGGUUGCUCUCAAGUACGUCACGAUCCUCACCAUCUUCCUCUUCUCCUUCUUCUCUCACUCACUCUCAAUUCGCUUCAUCAACCAAGUCAACAUCCUCAUCAACACUCCUUUUCCUCCGGAGGAUUUGGAGGACGAGAUGAUGAUGACAGCAGAGGAGUACGUGGCGGAGUUGCUAGAGAGAGGGUUUGUUCUGAAUACUGUUGGGAAUCGGUUGUUCUACGCAGCGCUGCCUUUGAUGCUUUGGAUUUUUGGACCGGUGCUUGUGUUUUUGUGCUCUGUCGUGAUGGUUCCUCUUCUUUAUAACCUCGAUUUCUUCUUCUUCGGUAAAGAAAGAAGAAAAAUCGAUAAAGAUAACUCUUGUUUUGGAUCUGUGUAGAAUGGAGCUUUUCGGUCAGUAGAACAACUGAACAAGUGAUUUGUAGUUAAGUGAUACUAUCGUCCUAUUGGUUAAGGCCAGAACUACUGAAUUGCAUGACGAAUUUACAUGGAAGUUGCAAAUUUCGAAGAUUAAUUUUACGUUUUAAUUUUCGAUC